CAAUUAAACUCCUGUAUAAAACUCACGUACAAGGAAAAGAGAAGGAAGUGGUCGAGAUAAUUAGAUCUGUGGUUCUACACAUUUUGUCAGUACUGUUUUGAUCAACGAAACGGCCAUUAUAUUUUCUUUUUCGAAUUUAGCAGCUGAUGAUCACAAGUGAGCACUGAAAUAGACAACGAUGGAUCUGGCAAACCGGCGAUUGGUCGUCAUUUUGUUGGUGCUUUAUAACGUGGUGUCGCUAUGUCGAGCCCAGUACCAUGGGAAGCUUGUUGGUACCUUUACUGAUAAGUCAACACAUGACAUAGCCGGGACAGUGUACGCAGAGGAUGAGACCACUCUCAGAAUCAUCGGCUUCAGAUAUGACGGUGCUGGUCCAGAUGCUUUCAUUUGGGCUGGAGAAUCCGGGGUACCAUCAGAUGAUGGUUUCAUCAUACCCGAGGAGGAAGGAAGAACGGUAAAGCUUGAAGCGUAUGACAACGUAAAUAUCAGCGUGACCCUACCGGCAGGAAAAACUGUAUCGUCUCUUGCAUGGAUCUCGGUUUGGUGUCGACAAUUUGCGGCAAAUUUUGGAGACCUGACUGUUCCCGCCAACUUCAUAGCCCCUGCCCCUCUGGACCUGGGGGCCCUCGGCUUCACACCUCGUGUACACAACACCUAUGCGUCUGCCGUGAUCAUCUUAAACGCAAAGCAGAUCCGAGUUGAGAAUCUGGUCUAUGAUGGUCAAGGACCAAGAGCAUAUUUCUGGGUUGGACCGGGAGGGACGCCUAACAAUGAUGGCGACUAUGAGAUUCCAGACGAAACGGGAAGUACUGGUGUUAUCAACCCGUACAACGGUGAAACGAUCACCCUUACCUUUCCCGAGGGAACAGACAUAUUCGACAUCGGACACUUCGGGCUGUGGUGCAUCCGGUUCACGCAGGACUUCGGGCACGUCGACAUCCCUUCGCAAGGCGAGCUCAACAUCCCUCCAGCACCUCUCACCGCCGGCGGAUCAACGAGAUUGACGUUUCCAAACUGCGAGACGCUGGUCGAAGACGAGCUUCAAGUGAGUUGGAUGAUCAACGGCACCGACAUCGUCAUCCGACUGAGCAGCACCAAUGACACCGGCGACUACGCCGCGUUCGGUCUUAGUGGAUCGCCAACGGGUACUUUGAUGGUUGGCGGGGAUGUUGUAGUGACUUUCAUCGAUAAUAUGAAAGCUCCUCAGGCCGUUGACUACUAUCUUCAAGGCCAAGCUCAGUGUUCCCCUCAAAAUGGCGGUGGUGCCUGUCCAGAUACAAUUUCAUCAGCACAAGACGGUAACAACAACGCAGAAUUGGUUGAGUCAUAUUAUGAGGAGAACGGAGUCACAAACAUUGUUUACCGCCGGCCUCUAGCUGCAUCUGACGCAACAUAUGACAAGGCUUUCACUACCGAUGGUCCAAUCUAUGUCAUCUGGGCUCGAGGGCCUAUUAAUGGUGAUGGGCGUGUUGCUUACCACAAUGUACGACGAUCACUAAAGUCUUCAAAUCUCCAGAUCGAUUUCGGACGUCCUAACUCCACGUGCCCACCUCUCGGCCAGAAUGCUACUGUGCCACCCGCAACAGAUGGCUGGGUGAUCCCAGGAAUUGAAGAACUUGAAACAGCUACCUUCACCGUGGAGAUGGGAUUGUCUGGUGGAAGCAAAGGAUAUGAAUAUAUCACUGGCCGUGUUGGUUGGGGAAUCGCUUGGUUUAUCAACGGUCAGCUAAUUCCUGAGUUAACCCUGAGACGCAACGUGACCUACACAUUCCUUGUCAGUGGUGGAGAUGACCCGGUCGCCAGUGGUAACUAUCAUCCCUUCUAUAUUACUGAUGACGUCAACGGUGGCUAUGCGCAGCUCACCGAAGCAGAACGACAGGGUAUUACGAUCUACGCAGGCCCUAAUGAGGGUCCACUUUGCCAGUACAUGAGCAGCGCAGACCCUAAUUCGUACAGCACGUUUGAAGACUAUAAGACGACCCUGACCAAGGAUUGCGCACCCGGUGAUCCGGGCGUACUCGAGUGGACCGUCCCGCUUGAUGCACCUGAUCUGCUUUACUACCAGUGCUACACUCAUCGUUUCCUCGGAUGGAAAAUUCACGUGACAGACAACGCCACCACCGUGACAGACAGCGCCACCACCGUGACAGACAGCGCCACCACCGUGACAGACAGCGCCACCACCGUGACAGACAGCGCCACCACCGUGACAGACAGCGCCACCAACGUGACAGACAGCGCAACCACCGUCUCACUGUCUGUAUUUAACAUAGUUCUCCUCUAUCUCCUCUACUUAAUCUUGUAAAAAUCGUUAUUUGCAACUCAAAUCAUUGGCAUAUCAUUUUGUCUUUCAUUUCCAUAAACCUCUGAAAGACAGUUUUCCAAGACUCUUUGUAUAAACAUUUUCUGUGAAGUAUGACUAUUACGUGGUGGAGGAGUAUCAUGCAUAGCGCACAAAGUAUUUGCUAGAUUUGUGAUAUGCCGUCAUAAUCCUGAUUGUUUUUUAGUCAUGAUUGAAGAGUGUAAACGUUGCGAAGAAAUUAUUUACAUGAAUAGUACUUGCUAUACAUUCGGUCGCGAAGUUUCUGCUAGAUCUUUUAUAUGCCGUCAUAAUCCUGAUUGUUUUUUAGACAUGAUUGAAGAGUGUAAACGUUGCGAAGAAAUUAUUUACAUGAAUAAUACUUCUUAAACAUUCGGUCGCGAAAUUUUUGCUAGAUUUGUAAUAUGCCGUCAUAAUCCUGAUUGUUUUUUAGACAUGAUUGAAGAGUGUAAACGUUGCGAAGAAAUUAUUUACAUGAACAAUACUUGUUAUACAUUCGGUCGCGAAGUUUUUGCUAGAUUUGUAAUAUGCCGUCAUAAUCCUGAUUGUUUUUUAGUCAUGAUUGAAGAGUGUAAACGUUGCGAAGAAAUUAUUUAGAUGAACAGUUCUUCUUAUACAAUCAGUCGCACAAAAUCUUAGAAGUAGAGUAUAAAGUGAAAGUUAAAGACGAAAUAGUUUCAAAAGGAUUUCCAGCACAUUUAUUUAGAGCCCCACAGUACUACCUGUAGCUACCUGCUCCCUCUAUAAAGUUAACAAUGCCUAGGCGGUGCCCGUUGGUCCCCCAUGAUCCUCUUUUUUAUGUUAAAUUUAUUGAGAGCUGAGUUGAUGAUAAUUAUAGCCACCUGUCAGUGACCACGCUGGGUGGUCUCAUCCCUCCUGGCCAAAAUAGUACAGAUGGGCUUUAACCUCUGACGUUUUCAUCAUAAAUUCUUAUCGUAACCUUUGACCUAUGAGCCACUACCAAGAAUGAACAUAUUUAUUGAAACUAUUCUGCGAUGUCAUAUCUCAGAGCUCAAAGUUUGUUUUUUAAUUAACGGGUGGGUUGUAGGAGCCCCUAAUUGCUAUAAUCAACUCUUCGACUCCUGUCGAGCAUUUUUCAAUCUGAAGUGUUUUUGUAUGUUCACCCAAUUUGUUAAUUUUGAUGUAUAAUGAUAUAUUAUCCGUCACAUAUAUCAAGAAAAGAAUGUUUCUCCAGGUUUUACUGACUAAAAUAUGAAAAGAAAUUAUGAUUCAUGAUAGUGCAUAGUACUGCAUGUCUUGCCACGCGUAUUAUGGUAAUGAGACA
This is a messenger RNA of Strongylocentrotus purpuratus (purple sea urchin), 3605 nucleotides long. RefSeq names its product protein Skeletor, isoforms B/C. Lineage: Eukaryota; Metazoa; Echinodermata; Echinoidea; Camarodonta; Strongylocentrotidae. The record is from RefSeq and is a predicted model, not a curated record. The coding region runs from base 179 to 2305 and encodes 708 amino acids. The transcript has 15 exons.